This is a messenger RNA of Sarcophilus harrisii (Tasmanian devil), 1020 nucleotides long. Its product is annotated as collagen alpha-2(I) chain-like. The record is from RefSeq and is a predicted model, not a curated record. The transcript has 4 exons. The coding region runs from base 1 to 864 and encodes 287 amino acids. Lineage: Eukaryota; Metazoa; Chordata; Mammalia; Dasyuromorphia; Dasyuridae.
AUGGCGGAACCGGGGCGCGAGGCAGGGAGGCGGACGGAGGCCGGUGGGGAAGGCGGGGGCCCUUCUGCCGGCGGACCUCCGGAGGAGGAAGCGGCGCUGAGCCAGCUCUUCGCGGGGCGCCUGUGUGGCCUGGAGCGGCGUUGCUCCUGCUGGAGCGUGCCUGAGCCCGGCCUGCGAGAGGCCGGGGCCGCGUCUGGGCGCCUCGGAGCCGCAUCGCGGGCCGCGGAGAAGUGGGGGAGGGGAGGGGGCCUGCUCGGAGAGGUCGGAGCCGCAUCGCGGGGCCCGCCGGAGAAGUGGGGGAGGGGAGUGGGGCCUGCUCGGAGAGGCCGGAGCCGCGUCUGGGCGCCUCGGAGCCGCAUCGCGGGGCCCGCCGGAGAAGUGGGGGAGGGGGAGCGGGGCCUAGCGAUCAGUCAAGCAACCAACAUGACGGGCCUUCGGUGGGCCCCGCGGGUGUCGGCCCCACGGAUCCCCUGCUUUAAGGGAGGAAUGGAGCCGUUCACCGUGCAAACAGCUGUGUGCGAGCGAGACGGACGGACGGGCAGGCAGGGGAACGGACGGGCAGGCAGGGGAACUGGGGGCGGCCAGUGGGAGGCCCUGACGCUGCGGGUCGGUGGGGGCGUUAGCGGGGACCGCAGGAAGCUCGGAGACGAGAGCGAGAGGGCUCCGGCCGGCCCUGGGCGACGGCCACAGACGGUGCUCCGGGUUCGGAGGUGCAGCUGCUCGGGAGAAGCAGCGCCGGGUCAGAGUGUGCCUGAAAAGCCCGGAAAGAUAGUUAUACAAGGGGUUGCUGGUAACUCUGGAUGCCUUCCACUUAGCAUGGUGCCUUAUACAUGGAAGGAUUCAAGGACCAAAGGGGCUGAAUAAGCAGAUCUGAGAAUGAUCAACAUAGAGAUGUGAAUUGAAACCAUGGGAGCUGAUGAAGUCAUCAAGUAGAACAGUACAGAGAUUGAAGAGAAGGUGGGUCCGGACAGAGUCCUUGUAGACAACUACCUUUAGUUCGUAUAAUCUGGACCAUCUCUG